Messenger RNA from Cyphellophora attinorum, 834 nucleotides. RefSeq lists its product as uncharacterized. NCBI's taxonomy places the organism in Eukaryota, Fungi, Ascomycota, Eurotiomycetes, Chaetothyriales, Cyphellophoraceae. The record is from RefSeq and is a predicted model, not a curated record. The coding region runs from base 1 to 834 and encodes 277 amino acids. The transcript has a single exon.
AUGCGUCCCCAAACUCCUACCGCUGCCAUCCCAAACCUCAUCCUCCUCCUCCUGACCCUCACCACCACCAGCUUCGCAGUGACCUCCGGCGGCGUGAACUACUCCCAAACCAACGCCAUCAGCGACGCCUGGAUCAAAGACUGGAUCGCCAAAAACGACAUCAACAUCCUCUACGACAGCUCCGAGUACGACUCGCGCCGCAUCUCGCGCGACGCCAUCAAACCCAACUCCCCCAACAUUGUCCGCUUCUGCGACUGGCGCACCACCUUCCAAAACGACGCAUACAAUGGGCUCGCGCCCAGUCAAAGCGGCGCCCGCUGGAGCAAUCCGCCGCAGCCAGAUUGGGGCAGAUGUCGGAAUUACACGAAUGUGGUGCCGGAUAAGGGGAAGAUGAGUCAGUGCUAUAACUUCGGGAUGGAUAAUAGUCCGAUGAUGGGGAUUUGGGGAAGUAAGGGGUUGCAGUGUGAGUUGUUUUUUGAUGAUUGGUGUAGGAAUUAUAUUCUGGAUCCGAAUGUGGCGCCGGGGAAGGAUAGGCAGAGGAUUUGGUUUGAUAGUGCGUUGUUGGUGACGAAGGAUAAUGAUUGGGGGUUUGAUAAUAUGGAUGAUAAGCACGAUAAGUGGAAGACGAUGGGGUUUGAGAAGACGUUGUACAAGAAGUAUGGGCCGAAAAGUAUGCGUUGUUGGAUGCCGGGGCAGGUCGUUGGGCUGGGUGUGAAGAGGGGGGAGGAGGAGGGGGAGGGGAUGGUGAUGGGGAGCGAUGAAGAGAGGGAGGCUUGGGCCGAGAGGCAGGCUGGGGUUGAGGUUGGCGAGGAGUUUGAUGCAGGGUUCGCAUGA